This is a messenger RNA of Neurospora tetrasperma FGSC 2508, 768 nucleotides long. RefSeq lists its product as uncharacterized. NCBI's taxonomy places the organism in Eukaryota, Fungi, Ascomycota, Sordariomycetes, Sordariales, Sordariaceae. The transcript is spliced from 7 exons. The record is from RefSeq and is a predicted model, not a curated record. Bases 1 to 768 code for a protein of 255 amino acids.
AUGGUGAUAAAGAUCAUCUUCAGACCCGAUACAUGGAAGGGCCGGGUGAGCCCAGUCCAGGAACGCUACAGUGCACUGUUCCACAACGUCCGGGCUGUCAAGCCCAGGUGGCUACAUCCUUGCACGGCAGCGGGCCAGGUUGUCGUCAUCAUGGGCGCCGACUUUUCCGCGAUCAAGACAUUAAUUGUCCCUGCGAUCAUAGCCCUGAUUCUAUACCUCGUAUUAACCUUCGCCGUCAUUCCCAUCUGGCAACGACACCGAAACCGCUACAGCCAAUAUCUUCCGCUCGAGACGAUAACCGAUGGAGCAUCAUCCCUGCGUGCACGCCUCACCGAUCGCAUUACUACAUGGUUUAUAACUUCGGCGUGGAGGGCCAGACUUCAAGAUCGCAUCGAUGUGGCUGAUAACCGCCCAAGUACUGACUUUGAUUCGGAUGACGGGGAGGAGCUGAACGAAGUGGAUGAAGCUCUCAGGAGGGCUCUGGAGCGCCGUGAACAGCCUACAAUCGACGAUAGCAAUAGGAGGCUAAGUAGAGAUUACGGGCUGGCUUCGCUCGGCGGGAUCAACUCUUCAAGACGCCGAGAUUCUCUCAAGCAUUCUGACGAGUGGCCUAUAUCAGAUUCCGACCCUCCACCAUCACGGCACAUUCCGAAUUCCCAUAUCAGCUCCGGUAUGUAUGACGAUCCCGCCUUGUUUACCCACGUGGUGCCCCGGAACAGCGGGUCCGGCAUCGUGGGGUUGAACGAAAGCUCGUUCACGGAUGGAUAG